AAACCAUCUUAAAUACAUAAUAAACAACAUAAACAUCUUACAUUUUAAAUGAGGAAUUUUACAAUUAUAAAUGUAAAUAUAAAAAUAAUAAUAUAAAAUCAGUCUACAGGCUUUCAGUGAUUUCGGGAAAUGCAGUCCUGAACUAUUGGCCCGACCGAGCAUACAGAAAAAUAAAUCCUUGAUGUUGAGUUUUACAAAAUAUUCCAGUAUGCCUUGCACAUACUAGUAAUCAUUUUGCCAGUGUUCAAUAGGAGGUGAUAGUAGUAGGUUGUCUGAAAGGGAUGGGAAGGUAGAUUUGAAUAUAACAGCGAUCUAGGCAGGUGGUAAUCUGUCUGAAAGAAACUUCCAGGAUGGAUGGACGAGUUGACAGCAUUCACAGGUCAGGUAGCUUGUGUAGCAGGUCACUAUGUUCUUAAGCCCUGCUAUAUUUAGCCAAGUCUUUGGAUGCACUUCAGUUCAGAGCACUUCUGUAGGUAGCAUUGAGUUUAAUGUCGAAACCAUUGCCUUGCUUUUUUUCUAACCAGGAUGUGGGAGUGGGGUAGCUGUUUGCUUUCAUUAGUCCUCAAGGAUAGAGUCAUGGUUAAGUUUGAUCUUGCAUGACAGCAGGUGCAGCAACUUUAUUUAGAACUGCAGUUCAGAUAGUUGCAAAACCAGUUACACUUCUGCAUAGCCUUUGUCCAUUACUAGAUGUUUUUUCCUGCUGCUCACUCAAAAUAGCAUUCAAAAUUAUUUUCCCAGAAGAAAUUUUAACCAAGACUACUGUAUUAGUAAGUCUCUCCAGGGUAAUUAUGCUUACAGUUCAUAGUACUAUGCUUUUAAGCAUGCCUUUUUCAACAGCUAAGCAUUUCUACCAGAUACACUAAAGGGUCUGGGUGACUGCCAAAGUGAUUCGACUCACCUGUUGUUGGAGAACUUAGGGGCACCAUCCAGAACGUUCCUCUCUCAAGGGAGUGUCCAAACAUAAGCUCUGUCUGAGUCUGUCAUUUAUUUCAGACCACUGUUUCAGCCUGGCUAGCUCAGUAAAUGGAGUUUCCGUUGAUUUGCUGGGUAUGGUGUGCUGUUUUUUUGUGUUUAAGUUGAAAAAUACUGCAGUUUUCCAUCUGUUAGUCCAUAUCUGUGAUUACAGUUUAGUUUUUACAGCUUAAUUUUGUUGUCAGUGAAACUUGAGGUCAAUGUAUUUGGUCACAGAGUUAGCUCAGCUCUGUAAGAGGCUUUAACACCUUUGCUAAUCAGAUAGAACUGUGAUUCUCAGUAAAACGGGGAGAAAAUCUUCUCUUGACAAGUUAGAUGUGGAAAAGGCAUCAAAAGUCAGCUGUAAUGUCUAAAGGCAUCUUCUGGGUUUUAUCAAAAUGGGCAGUCAGCCAUGUGAUCAGUUCACCUAGUUUUCCUGUGCGUGUCCACAUACAGUAGCUGGGAAUUCUAACCAUGUGUCAAGUUGCAGUAGGGGAACUUAUUGGCAGUAAACACCUGGUCUAAUUGGCAAUAAUAAUACAUUUUUUCAUGAUUGAACAGUGCUGGUGGGGCUUUUAGCCAGUUUAUAAUGAAUUUAAUGGAUGCUUAGAUCAUCUGUAGCUGUUUAUCUACGAUCAGUGAAGGCCAUAUCACUGAUAAUCUGGUUUCGACUAGUCUGUCAAUGGGUGGAGGGACAGAGUUCAUUUCAUUGCAGGGUUGUACUAAAGAUUUAACAUGACCAAAUCUUACUUAUACACAGUAUGUUAAUCAUACAAAAAAGAGAAAGAAUGUAAAAAAAAAAAACUUAUUUUUUUCCUUAAUGUUGGUUCCCUUGUCAUCGUCUUCAAUUGAAGUGGUGCAGUGUGUCUUUGUUUUUUUUAUCAGUGAAUGUCCUGCAUUAUCUGAGAACUUUGAGGGCUAUGUCAUAGUACAGAGGUCCAAACUGUCAACGUCACCUGAAACCGGUGUAGUCUCUCACUUAGUUCAAACGUGGCAGGUUUUUCAAGAUGGACUGCACUGAAAGUGAACCACCAUUAAUGCAAGAUCGUUUGGAGGUGUUGGGCCCUGCCGUGUCUCCCAAUGCUCUGUCAACCAGUUCAGACGGCGGUCAGUACGGUGUGGAUUCAGUGGAUGGAACUCCAGACCCUCAGCGCACCAAGCAGGCCAUCGCUCAGCUGCAGCAGAAGAUCCUCAAACUCACAGAGCAGAUCAAAAUCGAACAAACGGCAAGAGAUGACAAUGUAGCCGAGUACCUGAAGCUGGCCAACAAUGCAGACAAACAGCAGAGCGCUCGCAUCAAGCAAGUGUUUGAGAAGAAAAACCAGAAGUCUGCGCAGACCAUCCAGCAGCUGCAGAGGAAGCUAGAGCAUUACCACCGCAAGCUCAGAGAGGUGGAGCACAACGGAAUACCACGGCAACCCAAAGAUGUCCUGCGAGACAUGCACCAGGGUCUGAAGGAUGUGGGUGCCAAGGUUACUGGUGGACUCUCAAGUAUCUCUCAAGCAACUCACUCUGCCGCAGGAGCAGUUGUGUCCAAACCUCGUGAGUUUGCCUCUCUCAUCCGCAACAAGUUUGGAAGUGCAGACAACAUCUCUGCCCUAAAAGACUCUCUGGAUGAACAACAAGGAGACGAGCCUGUAACAAGUGCAGGGACAGCAGGCACUAGGACCCUAGGACCUGGGCAGCUGCAGUCCAGCCCAAAGUAUGGCAGUGAGGACGACUGCUCCAGCGCUACGUCAGGGUCAGCAGGAGCAAAUAGCACCACGGGGGCUCCUGGAGGCCCUCCGAGCUCAAAGGGUAAUACACUGGAUCAUGCCCAGAGCUCUGGCUUUGAUGCACUGCUGCAUGAGAUCCAGGAACUGAAGGACAACCAGAGUCGACUAGAAGAAUCGUUUGAAAACCUUAAGAGCCACUAUCAGAGAGACUACACAGAAAUCAUGCAGGCCCUGCAAGAGGAGAGAUACAGGUGUGAACGUCUAGAGGAGCAGUUGAAUGAUUUAACAGAGCUGCAUCAAAAUGAGAUUCUCAACUUGAAGCAGGAGCUGGCCAGCAUGGAGGAGAAAAUUGCUUACCAGUCUUAUGAACGAGCCAGAGACAUACAGGAGGCGCUGGAGGCCUGUCAAACACGCAUCUCUAAGAUGGAGCUUCAACAGCAGCAACAACAAGUGGUUCAGUUGGAAGGUUUGGAAAACGCCACAGCACGCACUUUACUCGGCAAACUCAUCAACGUGCUGCUGGCCGUAAUGGCGGUACUUCUAGUGUUCGUCUCAACGGUCGCAAACUGUGUAGUUCCGCUGAUGAAAACGCGUAGUCGUACGCUUUCCACAUUGCUCCUUGUUAUAAUCUUGGCUUUUCUGUGGCGGAAUUGGGAAGCCAUGUCGCAGUACCUGGACCGGUUUCUGCUGCACCCCAGAUGACCUGCAGGGGGCGCUGCGGUUGUCGUUACAUGAAGGGACUGGAGGGCGGGAACUUUGAUUCAAAUAUGGAGACUAACACUGCCUCAGUUGCACUUAGUAUGAAGGGACACAAGGCGAAAGAGUGGAGGACACGGACAAAUCCUACAACCUCUUUUUCUUGUUUCUUUAACAGAAGGAGUGAAUUUGUUUACAUUUUGAUCCUUUUCUGUCGACAUAAAUUGUAUCGCUGAGUUUCCUUUUAUUUGUUGUUGGAAAUGAUGCAAGUCGUGUUGUUCUCGUAAUUAUUGUUAGGAUAUACAUUUAUGCAAUUUCCUGAGUGUUGCAUUGCAUUGAAUUGACUGGAGUGGUUUUAACAUGCACUGGAUGGAGAUGUUUCUCCUCGUUUUUAAUACCAUAGUAACUGCUCCUUUCCCUCCUAACUUCAAGCUGUUUCUUUAAUUUCUCUGUCUCUUCUACUGUUGUCUCGCAUCUCUAACUUGAUUCAUUUCCUGUGUUCAUCGCUUCACUCUUCUCACUCGAAACCAUUUGCUGCUGUUUGGACUUCACGGCAGUUGUUGCUGAAUGAAGGAAAAGAUGGAUUCGUUGAAGAGGAGGCAUCUGGAGUUUGAUCAAAUGGGCCGAGGAACCGUAACACUCUGGACCUCUUCGUCUCUGGCCCCAUGUCCUCAAAGAGGCACAGUCCCCUGGUGUAUGAACAGAACGAACAUACUUGAAGAGCUAGAAAUGCUCAAAGACUCUCAGUGCUUCCGUACUGUUUCUUAUAGCGACAAUGAAAUAGUCCUUUUUAGUUUUAUUUUUUAUUUUUUAAAACUAAAUGAAUAAACACACGGUUUUAAAAAUGCAAAGUUGCGUGAUUGAAUAAUUGUGAUUCAGAACAGUUCAAAUGCACCAAGAGUGCAGCAAUUUUGUGCCUUCACUUAGCAGAUCACAGGUUUAAAGUUUGCUCAUGCAUCUCCCAUCAACAGUCUCUUUUGGUUUAGGAAUGUUUAUUUAGUAAAGUUCCCUUUUUGAUACAGAGCUAAAAUCAUUUGUAAAACCAGAUUUUGGCAUAAGCAUGCUAUUUAAUUGGAGCUGAAAUCUAUAUUUAGGCAGAAAGGUAGGAUGUUCAGUUCUUUAAAGUAUGCAGGGUUUUUGAUAUACUUCUUCAUAUUAAUAUGUAAGUAGCAUCUUUAUCCUAUUUGAAAGGUAAUUUGUAAAACAUUUUUGGAAUAAGCAAUAUAAUCUAGUUUAUCUUUUUAGAAAUGAUUUUAUCUUGGGACAGAUGUUUUUAUUUAUAACCGGGCAAUUUUGUUAUAAAACUGUACUGCAGAUAAAUAUAUUACCGUAUGUAUUUGCUGUUAGGUUACAAACAGUUUCAUUCUUGCUUAGUCAAGCCUGAUUUUGUGUUUAUGUGGUUUGGCACAUUCGGACUGUUUAGCAUUUUUUGUAUCUUUUAUUUAUUUUUAUUUUUAUUGUUGAUUUUUGGAACAAUAUAAUUUUGGUCACUUACUGAUUUAGUAAUUUAUUGAUUUUUAUAGUUGUAUAACAGUGAAAGUGUGACAAAGUUUGCAGUCCUGAUAUUAAAACAAAGGUACGUUAAACCUUGUGCAUGUAACCGCAGGGCAAAUUACAAAGAUUACACAAUAUUUUUACUCAUCCGGGUCAUAACAAAAUGUUGAAUAAAUUAAUUUACAGCUGGA
Messenger RNA from Cyprinus carpio (common carp), 5047 nucleotides. RefSeq names its product transmembrane and coiled-coil domains protein 1-like. The transcript has 5 exons. The record is from RefSeq and is a predicted model, not a curated record. The coding region runs from base 1959 to 3368 and encodes 469 amino acids. NCBI's taxonomy places the organism in Eukaryota, Metazoa, Chordata, Actinopteri, Cypriniformes, Cyprinidae. Gene Ontology annotation, cellular component: endomembrane system.